AUGGCGAGCCACAACACCUAUGAAAACAUGGAGGGCACCUUCGCGGAGACUGCAAUGGGCAAUGGCAUGGCUGCCAGCGGUCAGCAGGGAACAGGCCCAUGGAUGAACUCGGCUCCCAGCGCUCCCCAGCACCAACAGCCGCAUGCUUACGCCAACCCUGCUGCUUUGCGUGUGUAUGGGGACAACAACAACAACAGCAACAACUACAACAGCGGCUACAGCAGUAACAACUACUUCAACAACAACAACAACAACAACAACAACAACAAUCACGGCAACACCGCGUCUGGCACUCAGCCCUCACUGUUGAUGACACGCUCGCCUCCAGCAGAACUCAAGUCGUACAACGUCGCUGAGGGUGCCUAUGCUGGUGGGGGAGGCAGCGGCGCCAGCAAGGGCAGCGAUUAUGGGUGGAAGUUCAAGGCAUUCUUGGCCGUCCUUUUUGUUAUCGUCAUCGCGGUGGCUGUCGCCGUACCCGUGUCCAUGGCGAACAGCGGAUCCAGCGCGAGUGGCAGUCGGGGUGCUGGUGGCAGCUCGACAAACACCGGCGCGACAACGACGACGACAACGCAAGCGGCGACCGCGACAGUGAGUCCUGCGUCCUCAACAGGAACAGCCUCAACAGUCGCCCCCUCCACAACCACAACCACAACAACCACAUCCACGGCUACAACCACCACCACAACGACGGAUUGCACCGGAACACCAACAGCUACCCUGGACUGCGAUGACUUUGGCUCCCGGUUCCAGUUUCGGGCUGGGCUGUGCGCCGCGCUCGCUGUCAUCAACUGCUGUUGUGACGAGUUUUACGCCCUGGAGCGUGUCACGGGAUCAGUCACGGUGGACAGGGCAGAGACCUCGCUGCAGUUUGGUUCGGUGGCGUACGUCGGCGGGGACAUUGUGGGUCGCGGCACCUCCCUCGUGUCGGUUGACUUUGGUCAGCUCACAUAUGUUGGCGGCAAGCUGGAUCUGUACGCAAGCAGAAUCACCGCAGUCGACUUUGGCAACCUCACAUAUGUUGGCAACCUCGUGGACUUGUCCCGCAACCGGAUUACUUCCAUCAACUUUGGCCAGCUGGCCACGGUCGGCGACAGCAUCGACGUGAGGACCAACCCGCUCGUUGCCUUUGACCUCGGCGCACUGCACGACGUUGGUGGCAGUCUUCGGUGGCAAGAUGCGGUGUCGACUGACUUCGGCGUACAGGGUGGCGCUGUGGUGGAAAAUUUUGUGUUGCCCCAAGAUCACGCCAUCGAGCGACUCGACUUUGGCAGCGUGGUCAGCGUGAGUGGAGACUUGAACUUUGAUCAGAAUACAGCCCUCACCAGCAUUGACUUUGGCAGCAUCACCAGCGUGGGCGGCACCAUCACCAUGUAUGAAAAUGGCGCCCUCACCAGCACUGACCUUGGCAGCAUCGCCAGCGUGGACGGCGCCAUCGACGUCUCCUACAAUGACCUCCUCACCAGCAUUGACGUCAGCGGCAUCACCAGCGUGGGUCAACACAUCCUUUUCGACCAAAAUCGCCGCCUCACCAGCAUCAACCUCGGCGCCAGCGCGACCGGCACGACUGUUGGCCAGUACGUUGAGAUAACCUUCAACGGUGCUCUCACCAGCGUCGACCUUGGCAAUGUCACGUCCGUUGGCGAAUACAUUGAGUUCAGGUCAAACGGCCGUCUCACCAGCGUCAACUUGGGCAACCUCGCCACCGUCACCAGCAACAUUGACUUUCGGACCAACGGCUUCCUCCCCAGCAUCGAUUUGGGUAACGUCGCCAGCGUGGGCGGAACCAUUGACGUCACCGGUAACGGCCUCCUCACCAGCAUUGACUUUGGCAGCGUCACCAGCGUGGGCGGCAGCAUUGAGAUCUCCAACAACGACCGCCUCACCAGCGUUGAUUGCGCUGGCAUCGAGGACGUUGGCGGGCGCGUGUUCAUUGAUGGCAAUGACCUUCUCGCCUCCGCUGCCUUUGGCGCGAUCACCAGUGUGAGUGGGAAUUUGGAGGUGACCAACAACGCCGCCCUCACCAGUAUCGACUACGGUAGCAUCACAGCCGUGGGUGCGUCGCUCAGGGUCAGCGGUGCCGCGAACAUCGGCAGCAUCGAUUUCCGCAACAUCAGCACAGUUGGUGAAGGCAUCUCCAUCUUCGCCAACAAUCGCCUCAGCAGCGUCAGCUUCGGCAGCCUCACCAGCGUGGGUACGGGCGUGUUUUUCUCUCGCAACUAUGCCCUCACCAGCGUUGACUUGAGCAACGUUGCUGGCGUGAACACUGCCAUUGAGUUCAACGACAACCGCGCCCUCGCCAGCCUCACUCUUGGCAACAUCACCAGUGUUAGCAGUUACAUUCGACUGCAGGACAACUGGGCCCUCACCAGCGUCGACUUUGGCGGAAUCACAGCCGUGGGGUCGUUUGUGGCCCUCCAAAGCAACUUGGGCGUCACCAGCGUCGACUUUGGCAGCAUCACCAGCGUUGGCGAGUACAUCGUUUUCACCAACGGCAACGAUCUUACCAACAUCAACUUUGGCAGCCUCAGCACGGUACAGGGCUACAUCAGCUUCGACAACAACGGCGCCCUCACCAGCGUUGAUUUCGGCAACAUCGCCACUGUGGGUGACUACCUCAGCUUCGACGACAACGACGCCCUCACCAGCGUUGAUUUCGGCAGCAUCACCACCGUGUCGGGCGACGUCAGCUUCAUGCUUAAUGACGCUCUCCCCAGCAUCGACUUUGGUAACGUCGCCACCGUGGGCGGCUCCGUUUCCUUCGACCGACACAACUCGCUCGCCAGCGUUGACUUUGGCAGCAUCACCAGCGUGCCUGGCGACGUGGGCUUCACUGUCAACAUCGCCCUCACCACUGUCGACUUUGGCAGCGUUGCCACUGUGGGCGGGGACGUCAACUUCUUCUUCAACAAUGCCCUCACCAGUCUUGGCUUUGGCAACAUCAAGAUUGUGGGUGGCUCUGUUUCCUUUGACCGCCACAGCGCCCUCGCCAGCGUUGACUUUGGCGGCAUCACGAGCGUGGCUGGAGACAUCACCUUCACCUCCAAUGCCGCCCUCGCCAGCAUCAACUUUGGCAGCGUGGCCACUGUGGGCGGACGCAUCACCUUCCAGGACAACGCCGCCCUCACCAGCGUGGAUUGCGGCGGCCUUACUGCGGUCUGUGUCAACAACGCCGAUGGUAUCGCCCUCAUCAACUGCCCUGCAGAGUGCUGAUCGAUAGAUUACUUGGGCUUCUGCGAUUAGCGGUCCAUUUGCUUGUCUUGUGUGUUGUCAGUCUAGCUUCGGUCGAGCGGUCGUAAGCGUGUGUGUGUGUGUGUGUGUGUGUGUGGUUGCGUUCGCG
Messenger RNA from Salpingoeca rosetta, 3337 nucleotides. RefSeq lists its product as uncharacterized. NCBI's taxonomy places the organism in Eukaryota, Choanoflagellata, Craspedida, Salpingoecidae. The transcript has a single exon. Gene Ontology annotation, cellular component: cell wall; plasma membrane. The record is from RefSeq and is a predicted model, not a curated record. Bases 1 to 3210 code for a protein of 1069 amino acids.